Molecule: messenger RNA, 441 nt
Organism: Psylliodes chrysocephalus
Lineage: Eukaryota; Metazoa; Arthropoda; Insecta; Coleoptera; Chrysomelidae
Source: the annotation of a GenBank genome assembly
AUGCUGGGAUUCCUUUCCGAUUCGGCUGUCAUUACCUCUAGAGGAGAAUCUAAUUUGAAUUUGGAGGCAGUUCUUAAAGACCUUAAGGAUUUAUCCCAGGUUUAUAUAGAAGAGAAAGACACACAGCAAGAUGAAGAAGAUGAGGUUUACAUGCCUAAUAUUAGUACUCCAGAUUGUUCCGAUGAGUGUCCUAAAAUUAUUUCUAGCAUAAGUGUUGGUAUGGAUUUAACUGUGUCAGUGUUUACUAAUGACGUUCAACUAUCACAACGAGAUUUAAAAUGGAUUUUACCACAUGAAUGCAAAUUAGAAGAAGAAUUUGCACCCGCCACAGUGACAGAUCAACCAGUUCCAAACCAAAUUCUAAGUGCAGAAAAUCCCAGUCAAAGCAUAGAAGAUGAAUCCGAUCUUGAUGAUGAUAUGCCCUUGUCAAAUCUUCAGUAA